CGUCUUUGCUCUGGACACGACCGCCACAGUAUCCAGAAAUCAAUCUUUGAAUACCAUUGCAGGAUAUUGUAACGCAUUGCUCGUUCGCAGACGCCUGCACAUCUCCCCAGUCGCUUGUCCCGCGCUACCCCCUCCAUUAGCGCCGCAGCUUAAUAGACCACAUCGAACUCCGAUUUCUUGCGCAUCUGGCUUGUUGUGUCUGACGGCAUCCGAUCGUGAACGCGAAACACCAUGAGCUCUCCAUCUGGAGCGGCAGAAAAUGCGAAGCCGGAGGAGUCCGGGGCCAAAGGAGGGGAGGCCAAGCCGACAACACCAGCAGCGCCUGUACCCCCCGCGACGACUGUGUCGGACGAUUUCGAAGAUGUUCCCGAUCCAGACGAAGAGGACCUGGAUGAUCUCGACGAACUGCUUGACGGAUUCAAGGCUGUCCGAAAGGAGAUGAUCGAAGACGAUACGCUGAAAGAAGGAAUCAACCCUCCCGACUUGGACUACGAGAACAUGUCAGAGGAAGAGGUCACCAAGAGGAUGCAAGCGGGCAUAGCUGGUCUGCUGGCCAACCUUGAGCAAUCCCCGGAGAUGCAAGCUGAGUUUGAAGAAAUGUUCAAGCAAAUGGGCGCAGAGAUGAGCGCCCAAUUCGAUGCUGAAGAACAGGAAGAAGCGCAAACUACUAGCAAAGACAAAGCGAAGAGUACUCCUGCCGCCACCGCAACUGCUGCCGCAACUCCCACCGCAACUCCCACCACAGCUGCUACCACAGCUGCUCCCGCCGCGACUCCGACGACCGCUACAUCAAGCACCCCUCAACCGGCGGCAGGUGAAAAGUCUGGUGCAGCGUUUCAGGAUACCAUUCGCCGUACCAUGGAGCGCAUGCAGUCAUCUGGUGAACAAGCCACCGCGGCGGCUGCGGCGGGCGGCGAUGACGACUUCUUGACUGAAAUGCUCAAGCAGCUUACUGCUGGCGACUUUGCUGGUGGCAGCGAAGAGGACUUUUCCAAGAUGCUCAUGGGCAUGAUGGAGCAGUUGACGAACAAGGAGAUCCUGUAUGAGCCAAUGAAGGAAUUGCAUGACAAGUUCCCCGCGUGGCUCGCCAAGAACAAGGAUUCGACUCCUGCCGAGGACCUGAAGAGAUACGCAGAGCAGCAGGCGAUUGUGGCAGAGAUUGUGGCCAAGUUCGACGAACCUGGCUACUCGGACUCUAAUGCGACUGAUAGAGAAUACAUUGUAGACAGGAUGCAAAAGAUGCAAGCAGCGGGAUCGCCGCCAUCCGACUUGGUGGGGGAUAUGGCUUCUGCCCAAGAAGCGUUCAAUGCCACGGAAGACCAGUGCAAUCCGCAAUAAACAUUCAAGAUCUAGUCACGGCGCAUUCAUAUAUACACGCACACUUAUAUAUAUACCCAUAGUGCGCGCCCUAUAUGCAAACAUUUUUCAUCCUAUACCAGUAUAUCCAUCCAACGCCGAUGUGAAGAGAUUUAUCCGGAGUCCCGAGGUCCCAAACUCCAUAUUUCGCCAAGUGACAGACGCUUCUUUCAUACCAUUCCAAUAUUAACCAAUCAUGGUGCUGGUCUAAUCGAUUUCCAUUUGAUUUGAAGGCUGUGAAGAUUGAUGCUGUUGAUGCGGUUGCUGUUGCUGCAACGGUCGUUGCUCUUGUUCUUGUGAAAUAAGUUCGGCAAAUAUGUCAUCAUACUCGUCAUCCUCGGCCAGCGUCGGCAGCCGGGAUCCUCGCUGGGCCAUUACUUCCUCUUCGUAAGACGUAAGUAAUUGCUCUUCAUCCAUGAGUUCUUCCGGGAUCAUGUCCUCGUCCAUCUGUGACUGUGCCAUUUCGGGCGCAAAGGUUGCGGCAUCCUCGAUAUCGGCAUCGGAGAAUGAAGGCGCAUCAUGAGACAAGCGGCCGACAUUAGCUAGCCAGCUCGUUUUCAGAAAUUGGCCCUCAAUGUCUCUUCUUUGCCAGGAUUUAUCCUCGGCCUUUUGGCGGACAUUCUGCAGGAAGCCCUUGCGCCUCUGCUCCUGCAGCUCCUCUCUUCUUUUCAUGACGGGAUUCGGGCGCGCAGGCCGUGAUUGAUACUUGAAAUUGUUAGGCCUGAUCGGUGACGACUGGACCUGGCGAGGCUGCCACCGCGAUUCUUCCUCGGCCGGAGAGAGAGGCGAUGAGGCGCGCACAGGCGAGGAC
Molecule: messenger RNA, 2167 nt
Organism: Trichoderma atroviride IMI 206040
Lineage: Eukaryota; Fungi; Ascomycota; Sordariomycetes; Hypocreales; Hypocreaceae
Source: RefSeq, a predicted model, not a curated record